AUGGGUAAAGGUGGUGGCGGCGGUGGUGGUCGUAGAAGAGCAAUGGAAAGAAGAGAAAUGAAAAUAAGAGAAAGAGAAUUAAGUUUAGAAAGAAGAAAACAGAAACAAAAUCAAAAACGAUAUUACAAUGAUUACGAUGAUUACGAUAAUUAUGAUUAUAAUUAUGACAGAAAACGUCGAAGACAAAGAGGUAAUUUAAUAGUUAAUAAUAAUUAAUAUUUAACCUUUAUAAUGAUACAAAUAAUUACUUCUUAUAGGUGGUAUUGUUGCCGGUGAGCGAGAGUUAGCACAACGACAAUUGCGGGAUAACAUCACCUAUAGUGCCUGGGCUAACAAAAAAAAAGGCAGUACAAAAUGUUCGGGUAGAAAAAAACAGAAUUUCUCACAAUAUCUGUUAAUAUUUUAUUCAUCUAUUGUAAAUUCGGGUGCUAUAACAGCAUCUGUACUAGCAUCACAAAAUAAAUGCUUACAUAUCAACCUUAAUCUACCGUAUGUGUUUUUACUAUCAUAUUUUAAAAUUCCAUAA
This is a messenger RNA of Paramuricea clavata, 526 nucleotides long. Lineage: Eukaryota; Metazoa; Cnidaria; Anthozoa; Malacalcyonacea; Plexauridae. The record is from the annotation of a GenBank genome assembly.